Molecule: messenger RNA, 1981 nt
Organism: Manihot esculenta (cassava)
Lineage: Eukaryota; Viridiplantae; Streptophyta; Magnoliopsida; Malpighiales; Euphorbiaceae
Product: auxin-responsive protein IAA26
Exons: 6
Coding region: 713-1765 (350 amino acids)
Biological process (GO): regulation of DNA-templated transcription
Cellular component (GO): nucleus
Molecular function (GO): protein binding
Source: RefSeq, a predicted model, not a curated record
UAGUGUGCUAAUGAGGCUACAAUGCGUUGAGCAUCUUUUCUUUAGGGAGGUCAGCAACAGCACUGUUUGCUUCCUCAGCUGUUCAACCUGACGUUUUUAGAGGUCUCUCUCCUGGGUUGCGUGCGGUUUCCUCUAAAUUCCCCUGUUUCCUGUUUUCAGGUUCUUGAGCGUGAGAGAGAUAUAAAGGAAUCUCUCCUUCUCUCUUAUAUAUUAUCUCUCUUCCUUCAUCUUACUCUCAUUUCUCUCUGCUUAUUUUCUUUCUUAAAUUUCAAUUCUACACCCAAAUCACAUCUCUCGUCUCCUCUUAGGUCAAAAGCAACUAGAACGCUCUAAGCGUGCCAAGAAAACAAUAAAAAAGUAUAGUAUUUCUUUUCUUUGCCUUGGGCCUUUGAGUUGUUCAAGCACUUAAUUUUGUGGUUUCUCUCUUUCUUGGGUGGGGUUGCUGCCAUUAUUUUUCUGUUCUGAGUGUGUGGGGUUUAAGGAUUUUUGUGGCUUGACGCUUUAAAAGCUGGUUCUUGGGUUGGCAGUUGAGAUCUUAAGGUUCUAUCGCUAUUAUUUUUAGUGGGCGGAAGAGUUCCUUUUAAUCAUUUGAGGAUGCUGGUUUUCAACUUCUUAAGUGCUGGUUAAAGAACUCUUGACAAAAGUGAGUUUUUCCUGUGUUCUUGCUUCUUUCUGGUGUUUAAAGUCAAAGAAGUGAUAUUUAUCUGCUGAAAUGGAGAGUUGUUUAAAGAAUGGUGAGGCAUGUCCUCAGUUGCUGGAUUUGAUUCCAAGAGAAAGAGAAUGGCUAGUUAAAAGAGCUGAUGAAAGAUCCUCAGAGGAGAAGAAGCUUGAGUUAAGGCUUGGCCCACCUGGUGAAGAAUGGUGUCUUGGAGAAACCGCUAAAACUGCAGAUAAUAGAGAAAGAGAUGAGUCUCUUCUCUCUGUUGGGUACUCCUCAAAUGGAAACCAACAAAACCAUAAGUUUUCUUCACCUGAGAACUUGCAGUCCGGUUCUGUAUGGUUCAAUCAACAAGUCUCACAACAAGCGAAGGCUACUCCAUUUCUCCAGUUUGCAUCAAAAACAGUACCACCACCACCACCACCACCACCACCACAGAGCUUGCCUGUAAUGGCAAAGGAAUCCUCACAGCCCUGUUGCAUUAAAGUGGCUGUAGACUUGCAGCAGAGUGCAGAAAAGAAGGCGUUUUCACCGCCAGCUCCUGCAAAUACAGCUGUGCCCAACAGCUCUCAGAAAAGAACUGCUCCUGGUCCAGUUGUGGGUUGGCCUCCAAUUCGUUCAUUCAGAAAGAAUCUUGGAAGCAGCAGCUCUUCAAAACCUGCUUCUGAUUCACAAAAUGAAGGCCCAAGCGAGAAGGUUGUUGGUGAAAAACCAGUUGAAACUUGCAAAAAAGGGAUGUUUGUUAAGAUCAAUAUGGAUGGUGUUCCCAUUGGAAGAAAAGUAGAUCUCCAAGCCUAUGACAGCUAUGAAAAGCUCUCCACUGCUGUUGAUGAACUCUUCAGAGGCCUCCUAACAGCUCAAAGAGAUUCCUCUGCUGGUGGAAUCAUGAGCGAGCAGAAGGAAGAGAAAGCGAAUAUUGGUAUAUUGAAUAGAAGUGGGGAAUAUACGCUUGUUUAUGAAGAUAAUGAAGGAGACAGGAUGCUUGUUGGUGAUGUCCCAUGGCAAAUGUUCGUGUCAACGGUGAAGAGGCUUCGUGUAUUGAAAAGCUCUGAAGUUUCUGCGCUGAGCCUUGGAAGCAAUAAGCAAGGCAAGGAAUCCAUGAAAUGAAAAUGGAGUUUUUGCUGUGAUGAUUCUCUUUUGAAGCUAGAAGAAGAGAAGACUUCAAAUUUUAUGUUCUUAGUUGACAUUUUGUCUCUUGUAAUAUUAUUGUAUGCAACUCUUCAAUUCGCAAUCUGUCUUAUUAUCUGUAAUUUUCCCCUUAACCCAACUAGCUCAUUUUGCCUUAAUGCAACAUUCAGCAAUGCAUAAUAGCUGUUAGCUUAA